Molecule: messenger RNA, 870 nt
Organism: Strongylocentrotus purpuratus (purple sea urchin)
Lineage: Eukaryota; Metazoa; Echinodermata; Echinoidea; Camarodonta; Strongylocentrotidae
Exons: 3
Coding region: 1-870 (289 amino acids)
Source: RefSeq, a predicted model, not a curated record
AUGCACUGGAAACUAGAUAAAGGAACAGGGGGAAGGGUCUGUCUGAAAUGCGUUGUCGUUCUGUUGGCGAUGUUGUCCUUGGCGUUUUCUUCUUCGGUGCUAUCAGAUGACGAUUCUUCGGCCGGUGCAGACGACACGAACACGGGAAAUACUGCAGCAAUCGAGGUCGAUGAUUUGGAGAAUGAUGUUGGUGAUGGGGCCAUCGUCGAUGCUGCCGUUGAGAAGGAAGGCAACGUGGACCCGGUUGACGAAAGGAUACGACUCUUCCAGUACGAUCCUGUUGAAGUUGGACACAUAAGAUAUGUCGAGAUUUCUCCGGGAAGAUAUGUCCAGCUGAAAACCAUUGCCGUUAAACCACCAGCUUUCGAAAUUUCAAAUUUCCUAACACCAGAGGAAUGCGAAAGGAUCAAAGAGCUAGCCCUAGAUGCUGGACUAUUUACCAGUACAACAUUGUCCAUAGACUUAUCAAAAAGCGGUAUCGAUGAAACCAAGGUCAUUUAUAACGCCACAGAAUGGGAACAGAAGUUCGCCAAGUGCGACAACAACACUGACAAAAUACUAGACUUCACGGAAGUACUACGCUGUCUUCCAGGGCUCCAAGAAGGAGACAUAGUUCCUCCAGCUAUCCUGGCCGAUUUGUACAUGCAGCUGAAGCUGGACCUGAACUCCAAUGGAUUCAUUGAUGCAAAAGAACUCUGGUUGAUCCAUCUAGAAAACAAGACUAUUGAGAUCGAGGAAUGGCUCUCCCGCUGGCGAGGAGGAGAGUUGCCCAAAGUGACAGGACGGGGACGCGGUCGAAUCAGCGAGCAGGCUUGGAUUAACUGGAGUCGUUUUACAGAUCCUACCAUAAGGACAAUCCGAGAUAGGUAA